This is a messenger RNA of Hippocampus comes (tiger tail seahorse), 3165 nucleotides long. It is a transcript of the gene tm9sf4, whose product is annotated as transmembrane 9 superfamily protein member 4. The transcript has 18 exons. NCBI's taxonomy places the organism in Eukaryota, Metazoa, Chordata, Actinopteri, Syngnathiformes, Syngnathidae. The coding region runs from base 50 to 1981 and encodes 643 amino acids. Gene Ontology annotation, cellular component: membrane. The record is from RefSeq and is a predicted model, not a curated record. Gene Ontology annotation, biological process: protein localization to membrane.
AAAAAACAUACAUCGCAUUCAAUGACGUCACCAAUGACACGUAGUCAAAAUGGCGGCCACGGCGAUGGAGACGUGGUGGGCCUUGCUGCUCUUGUCCUUGGUGCCUGUGGUGUUGCCCUUUUACGUUCCUGGCGUUGCUCCCCGGGACUUCCAUGAAGGGGAUAUUGUAGAUAUUAAGGCUGUGAAGAUGACAAGCUCUCAUACCCAGCUUCCUUAUGAAUACUACUCUCUGCCGUAUUGUAAGCCUAACUCCGUUGUCUACAAAGGAGAGAACCUAGGCGAGGUGUUGCGCGGGGACCGUAUUGUAAACACGCCCUUCAAUGUGCAAAUGAACAAGGACAAGAAGUGUGAGAUAGUGUGCAACAAGAAAAAACUCAGCAAAGAAGAGAGCAAGUUGUUUGCCGAGAGAAUACAGGAGGAGUAUUACGUUCAUCUAAUUGCAGAUAAUCUGCCAGUAGCCACCAGGUUGGAGGUGUAUCUCAAUAGAGAAGCGGGAGCAGAAGAAGAGCUUAAGAAAGACAUGAAAGAUGUCCAGUUUGAACAUGGCUACCGGUUGGGCUUUGUGGACAACAACAAGUAUUAUCUGCACAACCACCUUUCCUUCAUCCUGUACUUCCACAAGGAGAAGCUCGAAGAAGGGGAGCAGCACAACUACAGAGUGGUGCGAUUUGAGGUCGUACCGCAAAGUGUAAAAGUCGAAGAUCUGAUGGCUGUGCAAAAAGAGAAGACUUGCACUUUGCCAGACGCCAGCAGCUCUGCUGCGCUGGAGAUUGACCCCACCAAGGAGAAUGAGGUCCUCUUCACGUAUUCUGUGCACUGGGAGGAGAGUGAGGUGAAAUGGGCUUCUCGAUGGGACACGUACCUGACCAUGAGCGACGUGCAGAUUCACUGGUUCUCGAUUGUCAACUCUGUGGUGGUUGUCUUCUUUCUCUCUGGUAUCUUGAGUAUGAUCAUCAUCAGAACCUUAAGGAAGGACAUUGCGAAUUACAACCGAGAGGAUGAUAUCGAAGACACAAUGGAGGAGUCAGGAUGGAAGAAUGUUCAUGGUGAUGUCUUCAGGCCACCUCAGUAUCCCAUGAUUCUCAGCUCACUUCUGGGUUCAGGGAUCCAACUCUUUUGCAUGAUCCUUAUCGUCAUCUUUGUUGCCAUGUUGGGCAUGUUGUCUCCUUCGAGUAGAGGAGCUUUGAUGACCACUGCGUGCUUCCUCUUCAUGUUUAUGGGUGUAUUCGGCGGCUACUUCGCCGGAAGACUAUACCGCACACUGAAAGGCCACCGGUGGAGGAAAGGAGCCUUUUGUACGGCAACUUUGUAUCCAGCUGUGGUGUUUGGAAUCUGCUUCAUCCUCAAUUGUUUCAUCUGGGGAGAGCACUCCUCUGGGGCGGUGCCCUUCACGACCAUGCUGGCUCUGCUGUGUAUGUGGUUUGGGAUCUCCAUGCCCCUGGUCUACCUGGGCUACUACUUUGGCUUCCGCAAGCAGCCGUAUGACAACCCCGUGCGCACCAACCAGAUCCCUCGGCAGGUCCCGGAGCAGCGCUGGUACAUGAAUAAGUUUGUGGGAAUCCUGAUGGCUGGGAUCUUGCCAUUUGGUGCCAUGUUCAUUGAGCUCUUCUUCAUUUUCAGUGCCAUCUGGGAGAAUCAGUUUUAUUAUCUCUUUGGCUUCCUGUUUCUGGUCUUCAUCAUAUUGGUGGUCUCCUGCUCUCAGAUCAGCAUUGUCAUGGUUUAUUUCCAACUGUGUGCGGAGGAUUACCGGUGGUGGUGGAGAACGUUCCUGGUUUCAGGAGGGUCAGCGUUCUAUGUCCUUGUGUACGCCGUCUUCUACUUUGUCAACAAGCUCGACAUUGUGGAGUUCAUCCCGUCGCUGUUGUACUUUGGCUACACCACCCUGAUGGUUCUGUCCUUCUGGCUGCUAACGGGCACAAUCGGCUUCUACGCCGCCUACAUGUUCAUCAGGAAGAUCUACGCAGCAGUUAAGAUAGACUGAGUCAGUUGCUGCUAUUGUGGGGGUUUUUGUUUUUGGUUACAUUCACUUUUUUUUUAUGCAAGUAUUUUUAUUGUCCAACAAGCACUGACUUGUGUGUUGGGGCAGGAAAGCAAAAGCAGUGCUUUUGUUGUUGUUUUUUGUUUUCUUUCCCCUCAGUAAAAUGGCAACACCCACUGGCAGGAUUGGGUAAAUCGUGUCUCCUUUCUUGCCAGCUCAACUUUUUGAUUUUUGUUUUGUAUUUUUUGGGACGGAGACACAGGACAUUUCCUCUGAUGGGGACUGCUUGUGUCUUGAGCUGGUUCACCUUGCACACAACACAGUGGGCCAAACAAUAGUUUUCUGCACAUUGUCUUUUUUUUUUUUCUUCCCUUCUUGUGUUUUGAACCUAAUUUAUCCAUGUUUUGAGUUCUGCUAUCGCUUUUCAUCUUAGAAUGAUGUUGUUUUUCAUCCAAAUAUUCCCAAUCUCUUCAUUUCCACCUCUGUUUCGUUUGAGAGACUUUGCCAAAAGAGAGGUGGGACUGUGGUUGUGGUGCGUUUUUUGUCUUAUGUUGUUGAACUGAUCUACAUUGUGACUACAGAAUGCAUACGGUAUAUUAAAUGCUCUUCUUAUUUUUUAAAUCAUGUUUCCAUAUGUUCUCUGUGUAGCCACUUCAAUCACAACUGUAUCACUUUUCCCCUCUAAAGCGUCCCAAUGUACCAAAUACGGUGGCGUGUUGCCUCGUGAUUGAAACAUGUUGUGAAAGCAGUUGGCCUGAGAUUUAUUCAAGACACCUACUAGAAUGUGUUCAAGUUACAAUAAUACCUUUGAAACAUCCCAGCUGUUAGUUGAAAAAUUGUUUUUAUGAUCAUUCAAUGAUAGGUACAAUAUUUUUAUUCCAGGAGCCUUUUUUUUUUCUUCCCUGUGGUUUUGGGUUUAAAUAAAGCUACACGUUUUCCGACAGCUGGCGGCUGUUAAACACCUUUUAUUUGAGAUCAUUAUCUUUCCAUGUUUUGUCGAUAGGGUCUGUACGUACUGUACUGAUAUGGGGCUUUGUUACUGGAGAGUCACGGUCAAAAACCACAAUCCAGUUUCUCAAGAAAUUUGCACUUUAUGUACUGUUUUUUUCUUGAUAAACUAUACGUCAUCUGUAAUUUAGCAGUCAACCUGUCAAGAUUUGGGCAAAUCUUGCGAGGUUACACCUGCA